AAAAAAAAAUCUAAAAAAAAAAAAAAUCCAAUUUUUGAUGAUCCUCCUUUAAAACAAAAAAUUAAUAAAAAUUAAGGGAGGAGCAGAUGAUUAUCGAAAAAAGAAGAAAACAUCAACCAACAGCAAACCAGGCAAAAGAAGACAAAAAAAAAUCCUCCUCUUCCUUGUACUAGCGAAAAAAAAAAAUUAAAAAAAAAAUUAAAAAAGGAAAAAAAAAAUGCUUUCAUACACACACACAUUUGUUCAUGACUCAUGUGUUUUUUUUUUCUUUGUAAUUUUACGAAAUUUUAAAUUUCAUUUUCUUAACCUUUUUUUUUUUUUUUUUUUAAUUUUAUUUUUUUCUUGCAGACAAAAUAGGAACGCCUGUAAUGAGUUUUUUUCUAGUUGGUGUUUGAAAAAAAAAGAGGGGGCAGGGAAAUUAAAAAGUCGUUUUCUGCACACCGUUUGCACGGGGCUUUCGGGGUUGACGACUCCCGAAAAGACGGGAUUUGUUGCUGUAAAAGAGCUGGUGUACACGCACAAACAUUUGGCAUAUAUUUUGCUUCGACGCCCAGUAAGGCAGUAACGUCAUUGGACGCAAUCAUAGACGGUGUGUGUGUGUGCAAGUCUAACCUGUUAUACCGCGUACACGCAACUAAGGAGGCAUGCAUUUUAUAUUUUUAUUUUAUCAUUAUUAAUUGUUGUUGUUUUUUUUUUUCUUUUUCAGAAUGUCAGAAAUGAGAUUGUUUUUUCCCAAAUAAUUAAACAAAAUAUAUAUUUUUUUACAGCCAAGUCCAAAACAAGUUAUGCAUUUUUAAGUGGGCGACAUUGUUAUGUUUUUUUUUGUUUUUUUUUAAUUAUUAUUUUAUUGUUGGCUGUAUUUGAUUUCCCAGACAAUUCCAGGUGUUUUCAGCCCAAUCUCCUAAAUUGGCGGAUGUGUUUCAUUCUUUUUCACAUUUCUUUUAACUUUUCCGCUAGAUGUCAGGAGAAUCGCCAGGAUUAAAAAAAACGAAAACAAACAAAAAAAGGUAAAAAUAUUUCGUGUUUUCCCAAUACUCUCAAUGACUGUUUUGUGAUUCUCCACAAGCCACUUUAUGCAUCGUCAUUGAAUCAUUGACUGGAGUACUCAAAAUAUUGCAGUCACUUUAACGCACUUUGCUGCGUCAUCCCCACAAAGGAGGUCACCCCACGCUUGCCUGAUUUAUUUUUUUAUUUUUUUUAUUAUUAUAAUUUAUUUUUUUUUUGUUUUUCUGAAGAGCUUCUUUACAAAAAUCGGAUUUAUUUUAUCUUGUCAUGCAGAGCUCCUUGUUGGUUACGCUAAUCAAGUCCAGGAGGAAAAAUUAAAAAAAAAACUGGUCUUUUUGGUACGACAAACAACCGUAAAUAGUAUAAUUGCUAACCAAAAGAUGGCGUUUCAGAUAAAAAGCCUAACGUCACUUCAAAUGUGUUUUACUCGCAGUUUGUUUAGAAAUGAAAUUAACAAUUAACACUUAACUCCAAUCGUUUUUCUUUCUAAACCAAUUGCCCGACAUUUUCCGGAGGUCAUUGGAUCCGAUCCUUGUUAUUAUACACAAUAAACACGUAAAUAUUGUUAUUACCUAUGUUAUCAUGUAUACCAGACCUUUUUUCUAAUAAUUGAUGCAGGACGACGGCAGGCAGAGCCGACAGUAUCUAAAUUGUUGACACUAUUGACGUCAGCAUAGCGAAAGCCUGGACGCGCAUGCGGCGAUUGACGCCGAGCAACACGGUAGAUGUUUCCGCUUCUUGUAUGAAAGUACCUAUUGCUAAAAACAUCGCCGCUUAGUUGGCACACGAAAUAGCAGGAUGAAUGAAACGAAUUCAACUGCGACUCGUGUAGCGGCCAGUGACUACGACGUGCCCAUCAUGGCGCUAACUGUCACGUUUGCUCAAAUAGUUUUCCGACUCACUGUCGUCUCUGUUGGCAUGUUGUUGAACAGUGUCGUCUUCUUGGUGGUGAGCUGUUCGCGACAAUUGCGCUACCCGCGUCACAUUUUCUGGGCCGCCGUUGCGCUGGUCGAUUGCCUUUUCUUAGCGCAAUGCGUUCUGGAACUGGCCGUGAUCGUCAAUCACGAUCACCUGGCGUGUACGUUUAAUGUUCUGUUGGCCUUCACAGACUACUCGAUCUUGUUACUCUUCCUGUGUCUAGCGGCUCUCGAUCGCUACCUGGCCAUUGUCCGUUACGAACGAUACAAACGAAGCGUCACAAUUCGAGCUACUGUCACAUUGCUUUCGUGUGCCGCUGCCGUGACGUUCGUCAUCAUAACGAGUCCGUUUUGGACGGGCCACAGAUCCGUCCACACCUGCACGAUUCAUUUGGCACAGAUGUACUGGGUUUUCGCCUGGAAUUCGUUGCUGGGCAUUUUUUGCGUCUUCCUUCAUGUCAUUAUCUUCGUCAAAUCGAGGAAAAUUAUUCGCAGUUAUUUCCCCAAUCGUUGCCAACCUCCCAUUACGCUCAAAUUCGUCGAUCCUGCUGUCCGUUUGCCUGGCCACCAUUCUGUUAUAGCAAACGUAGGAGGCGACAGGGAACUGUCAAGAGCUGCACGAGCAUCUGGACCAGCUCGGUUAGAAAACCCAUCAUCGUUGGACAGAGAUCUCUUUCAAAAAAUGAAUCUCCAUGGAGACGGUCUUCAUGCACCAACUCAUCACGCGGACACGGAAUGCUUCCCGUGGAUGCAGGGCCGCUCGAUAGUCAGCCGGAUGGAAGCUCGGGCUGCUGUGCGGAUGUCCGUUAACCUUCUACCACUUUGGCUGUGCACCUUCCCGAUAUCUUGUACAUCAUUGGCUAUUUAUUGGUGCAUUCGCCUCGGCGGUGAUUGCACCAUUUUAGGUCAAAUCAUGUCCUACCUGCGUGAUGUGUUCUUGCUGCACAGCAUCUACAAUCCAGUUAUGUACAUGUGCACGAGUUCCGAAUUUCGGAGGGCCUUCAAUCACAUCGCGUGGAAAUUGAAAAUUGGAUGUCAGACCGGCACAAACUAGAGCCACAAUUGCAUUUUUGCAUUUAUUGAUAUAUGUAUUUUCGCAAUUACGGUAAAUUUCCAUGCAAUUCACGAGUUUUUGGCUGCUCCAGUUUUUCAGCAUUUCUUAUUUCCUAGAAUUCAAAACUGUAAUCAGAAGAUUGGUAUAUGUUUCACAAAGAGGCUUUGCGAAUACAACUUGUUUUUAUA
Daphnia magna is the source of this 3164-nucleotide messenger RNA. Its product is annotated as 5-hydroxytryptamine receptor 1D. The coding region runs from base 1804 to 2976 and encodes 390 amino acids. Gene Ontology annotation, molecular function: G protein-coupled receptor activity. Gene Ontology annotation, cellular component: membrane. The record is from RefSeq and is a predicted model, not a curated record. Gene Ontology annotation, biological process: G protein-coupled adenosine receptor signaling pathway; adenylate cyclase-activating G protein-coupled receptor signaling pathway. NCBI's taxonomy places the organism in Eukaryota, Metazoa, Arthropoda, Branchiopoda, Diplostraca, Daphniidae. The transcript is spliced from 2 exons.